UGAUUGCACAGUUGCUGCGAAAUAAGUCAACUAGUACAUAAAUGAUGUGAAGUUCUACCGCUUUGUUAUCUCUCUUUUUUUUCACCCUUCCUCGCGUCAUUGGACGUGUAGUUACCAGUCUCAAUAUUCUAGUUGCAUAUUUCUUCGAUGAUCGUUGGUCAUAAUAAUUAUCACAGCUCGUUUGUAAACAUGCGUACUGAGACCUGAUAAGUGUGUACUUUUAGUCAUUCAUAUUUUUUAAAAACAAAAAUUCUGUGUUUUUGUGUGAAAUCGUAUUAUAUUUUGUUGUACAAUUUCAUUGUUUCGUGUUUAUACUUUUAUGGACUUCAUAUUUUGAGUUGUUUCGUCGCGAAGAAUCGAAUUAUUGUUAACGAUGAAGGAUAAUCCGGCCGAUUUACGUUCACUGGCGGCGGAAUCCGCGUGUAUACAAAUAGUGUACGAAUGGGCCAGCUGUGAAAUGCCAACGAUCGAUACUUGGAAAGACGAACGAGGCUACGGUACAUGCCCGGAUCACGAAUGGGUUAUUUGGCAAAUGAACGAAAUGCAGAUACCCGGCAGUCCAGUGAUGCCGGAUUCGGUUCGCGAUCAAAUCGAGUACCAAAUAACGUGGGUUUUGGAAGAGGUUACUGACUGGAUCUGUUAUCACCAUAAGAAAAACUUCUUCCACGAUGAACCGGCGUCUCCGUUGAAAGAAUAUCUGCUGAAAUUGAUUUGGAAACCGGAUCUAUGGAGUCAUCGAUCGAUUGAUUACACGGCUACUGCGAGAAACGUGCUGGCUGGGUCGAAUUUUAACGCCAUGGAGAGGUACAGAUUUGCUUGUACGUAUUGUUUCCCGGAGGAUGUGCAGAAUUUGAGAGAAAUGGCGGAGGUAGCGAUGGAUUGGUGUUUCGAAACAGAGCCAUUGCUGGUUUAUUGGAGUAAAUACUUGACCAAUCAAUUGCAUACGAUAAAGUUACCCACAGGGUUCGUUCCGAUCGAGGUCUUCUUGUUUAGAGAAGCUGUAGAGAAAUACGAUCUUCCGGCACCCAUUGUGUACUUUUUCACAAAAUUCAACUCCGGUAUUAAUAUAUGGCAGUUUUGCGACAUUAUCACGAACUCGGAGAGCACUGGAAAAGAAUAUCUGAAAGAACUACUGUCUCUGAUGAACGAAUGUGAAAAAGGUCUCGUGUACCAAGACAACGCGAUACAAAUCGUGGAGAAUUUCUCGGCGGUGUGUGACUUCGAAGGUAUCAGUCAGAUGUACUCCGAAUUGAAAGGCAAGUCGAAUUGGACGAAUUUCGCUCCAAUUAUCGUCGAAUUAGUGAAAGUGUCAAUUGGCUUAGAUCACUGCCUAUUCUGGUCACUGAUAUCCUUAACCCUACUGAUAAAAAUUUGGAACGAUGCCAUCGGCGAGGAUGGAUUCCUUGUAAACGUGAGAGAUUUGCAAUCGCGUAUCGCCGCCGAAUGCUCCACAGCAAUUGUUUCGGGUGAAAAUUGCAUCAAGCACUGUUGGUCAACAGACGAAUUUCAUCGGCAUUUGGAAUUUAUUCGAGCUUUGGCUGCUGCUCACAAUCCGGGAAAUUUCCUCAAGUCGAAUUUUUAUUGGUUGGUGAUCUGGCAACCGUUUGCUUCGGUAGUCGAACUGAUUGACGACUUUCAAUUGGAUGCCGAAGACGUCGAGGAAUUAAAAAGGUAUACUCGACGUCCGUCUAGAAUGAAGCGCGCUUGUCUAAAAUAUUUGGAGAGUGGCAAGUUGGAAGAAUUCAGCGCUUUUGUAUCGUUUUGUUACCAAGACCAUAAGGCCGAUAUAAGCACAUAUCAGAAGAACUUGUUGAUGAAUGAAGAUGGCUUGAAAGCUCUCGCUAAUGCGUUGUAUCGCAUCGACUGGAGAAUAGUCUACGAAUUCGUCAGCAAUGUGUUUCGUGAUACUGACGGAUUCGCGUCUAGCUACACUACCAGACUGUUGUUUCGUGCUUUUCAGAAUGGAGAGUACUCUUUGAGGAAACUAAUGAAACGAGAAGAUGGGUACGGCAUUGUGGAUUGUAUUCGAACUUUCGUGCCUGACAAUGAUAGUUUAUCGCUGGCAAAGCAGACCUUCUUGGACUUACUCUUAAAUAUGAUUCAUAGUGACGACUUUUUCGUUUUUAAACGAGCUACGUUCAAUGACCAUAUGUUGAAUUGGUGUUAUGGAACUGAGACGGGCGUUGCCGAAUUUAAAGAGAUGAUCAACGUUUCGAAACUAUUCAUUACUCAGUUUUCUGGCUGCAUAGCGAAAAACACGACAUUGACCUUUAAAGUCAGCGAUUCGAUGGAGGAAUUUUUGCAUUGGUACUAUCCCGUCGAUAGUGAAAGGAGAGCUUUUAAAUUGGAAAUGAUUCACUCGUACAACGAAUUCGAAGAUAUUUCGAUAUAUUUAAAGGAUAGAAGUUAUCGUCGACGUAUGUUGGAUUGGUUUUUCGAGAACGACGCCGAUGCAAUAAAGGAAUUUGUGGCUAACGUAUCGUCCAUUAGGUUUAGUGGUCCACGCAUCACCAUAUGAGUUUUUGGAAGUUUUUUGUGGUGGUUAUGUCGAGUUUAUUCGUUUGUGAAUUUUUAUCUUUUUUUUUUUCGAAUCAUUAUUUUAAUCAAUUAAGAUAGGCAUUACCUGUAAUAAAUAUGUGAUGUGUUUUUUGGGA
This is a messenger RNA of Planococcus citri (citrus mealybug), 2654 nucleotides long. RefSeq lists its product as uncharacterized. NCBI's taxonomy places the organism in Eukaryota, Metazoa, Arthropoda, Insecta, Hemiptera, Pseudococcidae. Bases 374 to 2518 code for a protein of 714 amino acids. The transcript is spliced from 2 exons. The record is from RefSeq and is a predicted model, not a curated record.